Molecule: messenger RNA, 501 nt
Organism: Heterobasidion irregulare TC 32-1
Lineage: Eukaryota; Fungi; Basidiomycota; Agaricomycetes; Russulales; Bondarzewiaceae
Exons: 2
Coding region: 1-501 (166 amino acids)
Source: RefSeq, a predicted model, not a curated record
AUGUCAUCUCGAACGCUCUUGACGGCAUCGAAAGUCGAGGACAUGUAUCAGCUCCAGCGGCGCCGAGAUCUCUAUGAUGGCCUUCGGACGAUCGACCGAUGGAAGCCGAUGGAACACAAAGGCGAUCUCUGGAAUAGUUUUAGGAUCUCCCGCACCUCGUCCGACAAAGGUCUUCCAAUUCUCACCAUACUCAGCGUUGUUCUCUCCAUUCCAUUUGAGGUCAAACCUGUGCGGGCGCAUCUGGGGCCUAAAGAGAUGCUCUUAGCCUCUCAGGCGCCCCUACGUCUUGUAUGGUGCUGUACAACCCCUGUGUUUCACCACAUCCUCGCGGCGCGUCUGAUCGCGUUCCUCGCAAAGCCGGGCGGCUUUCCAGAGUUUGCCCCGCACGAGCAGAUCAUCAGCGCAGGAGAGCGCAGGCUACUCCGGGGUUUCAGGAUCUGCAUAAGGGCAUCGGCCCCGCCGGAAUUGGGGUCUGCAUCCAUCGGGGGGCUCGAGCUCUGA